ACUAUACUAUUCCAGUUUGCAUCACUCCCCCAGCUCUCUUCUUCUUCUUUGAGACCCCUCUCUCAUUAUGGAAUCACAUUCCUCAACAAUACUAGCAGUUCUCACUCUUCUGGUGUCACUGUCUGCAGUUAGCUUGGCCUCAACUAAUUCAUGUAACUUCCCAGCCGUAUUCAACUUCGGCGACUCAAACUCCGACACCGGUGGCUUGUCUGCAGUCUUCGGCCAGGCACGUUCACCUCACGGCGAGUCCUUCUUCCACGGCCCGGCUGGCCGGUACUGUGACGGCCGCCUCGUCAUUGAUUUUAUAGCUAAAAGCCUUGGACUACCAUAUCUUAGCGCAUAUCUCGACUCGGUGGGAAGCAACUUCACUCACGGAGCCAACUUCGCGACGGCCGGAUCGACCAUCCGGCCUCAGAACACAACCAUUCAACAGAGUGGGUUUAGUCCCAUCUCCUUAAACGUUCAGUACAACGAGUUCUAUGAUUUUCUUCCUAGGUCCCAAGUUGCUCGGAAUCGAGGUGGAGUUUUUGCACAACUAAUGCCUAAAGCUGAGGAUUUCUCUCGUGCCUUGUACACCUUCGAUAUUGGUCAGAACGACUUGACAGCCGGUUUGUUCUUGAACAUGUCCGUCGCCCAAGUUAAAGCAUUUGUUCCUGAUGUACUCGAUAACUUCAAAGACGUCGUCAAGUAUGUACACAGUCAAGGAGGUAGAUUUUUCUGGAUACACAACACGGGACCGGUCGGUUGUCUACCCUAUGUAUUGGACCGCCUACCGGUCUUACCCUCGGAGGUGGACCGCCACGGGUGCGCCACACCUUUCAAUGAACUUGCUCAGUUUUUCAACCGUGGAUUAAAGCACGCUGUGGUCCAGUUAAGGAAAGAGCUACCUUCGGCUGCAAUCACAUAUGUUGAUGUUUACAAGGCCAAGUUCAACCUCAUUAGCCAACCACAAAAGCAUGGAGUUAAAGAACCGAUAAGAGCAUGUUGCGGCCAUGGUGGGAAGUACAAUUUCAAUCCGCACCUUGGAUGUGGAGGAAAGAUCAAGGUUCAUGGCAAAGAAAUAUUAGUGGGAAAGUCAUGUAAAGACCCUUCGGUUUGGGUAAAUUGGGAUGGGGUACAUUACACUCAAGCAGCUAACAAAAAGAUCUUCGAUCAGAUUGUAGAUGGUUCAUUUUCGAACCCUCCAGUUCCUUUGAAAAUGGCUUGCCAUAAGCACCAUUAAACGAAAAAUUAUUUUAAGGUUCCGAAUCAUAGUACACGUGAUUGUCUAGAUAAAAUCAUUGAUCCAUUGAACCACAUGCGCGACUCUUUCUCUGUAUCGUUCGAUUUUGUAGGAUGUCAUGUUCUUGAAUGGAUCACGUGGGACUCUUACAUUGUUCGAAUAAUAAAAUUACUUACAGGCUUGCUUGCUUGAA
Molecule: messenger RNA, 1415 nt
Organism: Rosa chinensis
Lineage: Eukaryota; Viridiplantae; Streptophyta; Magnoliopsida; Rosales; Rosaceae
Product: GDSL esterase/lipase At3g26430
Exons: 5
Coding region: 68-1222 (384 amino acids)
Molecular function (GO): hydrolase activity, acting on ester bonds
Source: RefSeq, a predicted model, not a curated record